Molecule: messenger RNA, 1142 nt
Organism: Contarinia nasturtii (swede midge)
Lineage: Eukaryota; Metazoa; Arthropoda; Insecta; Diptera; Cecidomyiidae
Product: telomere length and silencing protein 1 homolog
Exons: 6
Coding region: 105-986 (293 amino acids)
Biological process (GO): mRNA splicing, via spliceosome
Cellular component (GO): spliceosomal complex
Source: RefSeq, a predicted model, not a curated record
GUUUUCAUUGAAAUUAUAGACAAAUUGUUAUUACCAAGAAGGUUUUUUCUAGCUAAAUUUAAUAGUUUUUUUUUAAAGAAAGGUAUAAUCUGUCGAUAGGAAAAAUGUCUGAAGAAAUAAAAUUCAAACCAAAAAAGGUGAAAAAUCUUCGUGUUAGACGAAAUUCAUCAGACGAAGAUGAGGAACACAAAGACGAUGAAGAUGUUUUAGCCAAAUUAGAAGAAACAAAAUUGGCACAAAAACUUCGAAUUAAACCAAAAGGAGUGAACGCUGUUGCUUUGGCCAUUGGUAAAAAAGUGACUCCAGAGGAUUUGGUGUUAAAGAAUGAUCCAUUUAAAAUAAAAAGUGGCGGCAUACUCAACAUGAAAAACAUAAAGUCUGGAAAGAUGCAACAAGUCGAUGAUGCAUAUGAUGUUGGAAUUGGUACACAAUUUUCAGCCGAAACCAAUAAACGUGAUGAAGACGAAGAGAUGAUGAAAUACAUUGAAGAACAGCUUAAUAAGCGAAAAAAUUCGAAAAUCCCGAAUGGCGCCGGUGGCGAUAAUGAUAAUGAGAAUUUUGAUGAAAAAUAUUUGUCGCCUGAAGAGGCUGCCCUCUUAUCGUUACCUGAACAUCUUCGAGUUAGCUCGACUCAUCGUUCCGAAGAAAUGUUGUCAAAUCAAAUGUUAAACGGAAUACCUGAGGUAGAUCUUGGCAUUGACAUAAAAAUUAAAAAUAUUGAAGCAACCGAAGCAGCAAAAGAAAAAUUGAUUAGAGAUCAGAAAAAUAAAAAGUCAACGCCGUCACAAUUUGUACCCAGUAAUAUGGCCGUCAAUUUCGUACAACACAACCGAUUUAAUAUCGAUGAUUCGGAGACUAAACGUCGUAGACAGAAAAUGCAAGAAGAACGAGAACGGCAAGGCGAAGCAAGUAAAAAACCAAAUGUAAAACGUGCCACCGAUGACUAUCACUAUGACAAAUUUCGAAAACAAUUUCGUAGAUAUUAAAACAUUCGUGGAAAAUUGGAUAGAAUUUUAUGUUUACUUUUUAUGUCCGGUAUUCAUUAAGAAGAUUAAAUUUAAAAAGUGUUAUUUGCACCACUUGAACUUGUUGUACGCCUAAGAUUUAUCAUUGAAAAUACAAAAGAUGUCCAUUUCUAAAAA